Messenger RNA from Sclerotinia borealis F-4128, 1263 nucleotides. Lineage: Eukaryota; Fungi; Ascomycota; Leotiomycetes; Helotiales; Sclerotiniaceae. The record is from the annotation of a GenBank genome assembly.
AUGUCGGCCCCAGUACCUUCAAAGACACAGUUUCAGGCUCGGAAACUGAGAUCCGACAGAUCUGUCGAGACCGUGGAGAGCGACAAAGGAGCUCUGAUGGGAAGAAUCACCGAUAAGGACUUCGGCAUAAAGCUGCAACAAAACAAUAUCAUUUAUACUUCUUUGGAUGCACGAGCUCCAGAUGACAUCGACGGCGUCAGAGAAUUGUUGGAUCAACGACGAGAUUCCGAACCACCUGAACUAUUAGACUACCAACGGUAUCUAGUAGUCACUGAGGAUUAUGAGAACGAACUUGGUGUAGAGAUCUCUGCUUACCCACUCCUUGCAAAACGAACAUUGCGCGAGGUGGAAAUUUCUGGCUACUUCCGAAGACCUAAUCAUGCUUGGUCGGCAGUUGACAACCAUCUGACUAUGGGUCUCAGUGACCCACAACCGGAUCUUGUUGAGUCUUAUCGUAUGACUGACUAUCCUUCGCAAGCAGCUGAGGCGCUUUCUGCAGAUCUAGCUCCUUCCUCAUAUAAUGAGGCGAUGCCAGCUUAUGCUGUUCAAUUCAAGAGUUCUAACGGUGACAUGAAGGAAGCUAAAUUGCAAUGCGUCUUUGGUGGAUCAGUUGUGACAGAGGGAGCACGUGGUGCACAUACAUAUAUGCACGGGUCCAAUGUCGAUUUCUAUGGUAAAACACAGGCGAUUACGAUCGCAUUCAAUGGCGGGCUUAUCGAGUACUACGCCCAUCAUGCACUUCAGACUCCUGGACCGUCACAACUGGCAGCCUAUGGAGCAGCUCCCAACGAAGUUGCAGCUGUUAGAGCUGAGGAUACUGUCAAAUACCAUUCAUAUCUCUUGGACUACGAUUAUCCUCGCGCUUCACUUCGGAGCUUUCAGAGCGCAUACAAGCAUAUGAGGAAUGCUCAAGACAUUGGUUACAAGUGGUCAACUGAAAGAAAAGACGCAUUGUGGGCAUACACAAAUGGAGACAACGCACAGACUUCGCCAGACGUUGCACCUUCCGCGCAGCAACUGACCGACCCCUUGAUUCCCGUCUCUUUAGGUCCACUAGACGGUAAUCACGAUGCCCAUGACGACGAAAUGGAUCCAACUGACCAACUAGUCAAAGAGUCCCGGGCGGAUAAAAGAUACGCUUCGUCUGAUACUAAAACACACAAUCCGAUAACUCCACCGCAAUCGUCAAAGGAUGUUUCAGUUCCACUUAACUCACAGCAGCUGUCGGUAACAAUUGUUACAGGGCCUGAAGAAAAUGUUUGA